AUGCGGGCAGCUUUUGACGAAAAACCGCGGCAGCUGCUGCAAAAAGGGAACAAGAAUAGCAAGAAAAAGAAUCAUGAAAGCCGAGGAUCGAGAGCUUGCACGUCAACGCGCAAAGAAAAGAUCAAUGAUUUCUUUUUCUUUUAUUUUAUUACUCACAAUAGCAAUGCCCAAGAAAGGGACGGCGAUCAAAAAAAAUAUCCUAUCCUUCAAGGAUAUUCAAGGCGCAUAAUAAAAGAACAUUGUCUUCUUAAACAAGUGAAGAAAUGUCAAAAAUUGAAAUUGAUCAAUACGCCUUCCUUGGUCUUGAAAACAUCGGGAGACGACGAUGUUCCAAGAGCAACCGCCGGGACACGUGUUAUUACCGUCAUAAAAGUAAAAGAUAAGAACGGUCACGUGAGAUUGAAAAAACUCAACGUAAAAAGAAUUCGUCAAAAAACCCCCCUACCACAGUGA
Molecule: messenger RNA, 453 nt
Organism: Rhizophagus irregularis DAOM 181602=DAOM 197198
Lineage: Eukaryota; Fungi; Glomeromycota; Glomeromycetes; Glomerales; Glomeraceae
Source: RefSeq, a predicted model, not a curated record